Soboliphyme baturini is the source of this 804-nucleotide messenger RNA. The record is from the annotation of a GenBank genome assembly. Lineage: Eukaryota; Metazoa; Nematoda; Enoplea; Dioctophymatida; Soboliphymatidae.
AUGGAUUCACAUAUAGCUUUUGUAGCUGCAGCUCUGAUGCUUGCACUCUGUUAUGGAGAUGAACAGUCAAAUUACGAGUUUCGAAGUUGGCACGACUUUCUGACCAGCACAAAUGCUGAUCAGUGGGAGAGUCACGAGGCGCAGCUGAAUAAAAUGUGCCUUGUGAUGUCCCGGGACGAAUGGCCGUCGUUCGUCCCUCUAAGACAGCACCCGAGCAAGCCGGACUACAAGUUAAGCCGGAUCUUCAGGUAUCAAAGCCAGGAAGACCGAAAUUACCAUGUUCAGCAGGUCAAAAGGUGCUGUAGAAAGGAAACCCUGUUGGACCGCCGAGACUGCUUUGAUCAAAUGAUACAUCAAUUCUUGGAUGACUAUUGCAACACGGGAACAAAUUUUAUCUGCUGUCGCUACGAAGGUUUCAAGUUAGAAGUUAAAGGACCCACCGGCGAAAUCCACGAAGAAGACAAAAACUUGCUCAUUAACGCUAUGAUGGAUCUGGACAACGAGGGACCGCAGUGCAUGAGUAACUACUUUCCGGAGAACAACUUGCAUUUGCUGAAAGAGGAAAAUAUUGAAAAUGAGACAUGUCCCAAAAGAGGAUACCAACAAACUGGGUGCGAGGCACAAGCGUGCUGCACAGCUGGAGCCUACGAUGGCAGGCACAAGCUGCAGCCACAUCAGUGUCCGUACUUCCAGUGCAGGGCAUUUUACAAAGAUUUCUACAACGCCCAUAACCGGUGCAUUCGUCAUCGCUUUUUUUGCGGCUUCUUUUACAUCAGCUGUUGUGAAAGGCAGUUUUACAAGUAA